Catharus ustulatus (Swainson's thrush) is the source of this 12292-nucleotide messenger RNA. It is a transcript of the gene ST8SIA1, whose product is annotated as ST8 alpha-N-acetyl-neuraminide alpha-2,8-sialyltransferase 1. Gene Ontology annotation, biological process: N-glycan processing; oligosaccharide metabolic process. The transcript is spliced from 5 exons. Bases 48 to 1127 code for a protein of 359 amino acids. Lineage: Eukaryota; Metazoa; Chordata; Aves; Passeriformes; Turdidae. Gene Ontology annotation, molecular function: alpha-N-acetylneuraminate alpha-2,8-sialyltransferase activity. The record is from RefSeq and is a predicted model, not a curated record.
CGGGCCGAGCCGAGCCGAGCCGAGCUGCGCCGCAUGGCGCUGGCCUGAUGUCGGAGCGCGGCUCGGUGCCGCGGCGGCGCUGCGGGAGCAGGAGGAGGAUGGCGGGGCUGGCGUGGAAGUGGCCGCGUACCCGCCUGCCCGUGGGCGCCAGCGCCCUGGGCGUCUUCGUCCUCUGCUGGCUCUACGUGUUCCCCGUGUACCGGCUGCCCGACGAGAAGGAAAUCGUGCAGGGCGUGCUGCUGCAGCAGGGCAAGGCGUGGAGGAGGAACCAGACUGCGGUCGCCCUGUUCAGGAAGCUGCUGGAAGAAUGCUGUGACCCUGGGCAGCUCUUUGCUAUGACAAAGAUGAAUUCCCCUAUGGGAAAGAACCUCUGGUUUGAUGGGGAAUUUUUAUAUUCUGUCACAAUUGACAAUGCAACUUACUCUCUCUUCCCACAGGCUACUCCCUUCCAGCUGCCACUGAAGAAAUGUUCCGUGGUGGGAAACGGUGGGAUCCUGAAAAAGAGUGGCUGCGGCAAACAAAUAGAUCAAGCAGAUUUUGUCAUGCGGUGCAACCUUCCUCCUCUCUCCAGUGAAUACAGCAAGGACGUUGGAUCCAAAACCCAACUGGUGACUGCAAAUCCCAGUAUAAUUCAGAAAAGGUUCCAGAAUUUGCUGUGGUCCCGAAAAGCCUUUGUGGACAGCGUGAAGGUCUAUAACCACAGCUACAUCUACAUGCCAGCCUUCUCCAUGAAAACAGGGACGGGACCCUCCCUCCGCGUCUACUACACCCUGGAGGAUUUUGGGGCCAAGCAGGCCGUCCUUUUUGCCAACCCAAACUUCCUGCGGGACAUUGGCAAGUUCUGGAAGAGCAAAGGUAUUCAUGCCAAACGCCUUUCCACGGGGCUUUUCCUGGUCAGUGCUGCCCUUGGUUUGUGUGAGGAAGUGACAAUUUACGGCUUCUGGCCGUUCUCGGUGGACCUGCAUGGGAAGUUUAUCAGCCAUCACUACUAUGACAAUGUCCUGCCUGACUCCGGAUUCCAUGCCAUGCCAGAGGAAUUUCUACAGCUUUGGUUUCUUCAUAAAAGUGGUGUACUGAGAAUGCAGCUAGAACCGUGUGAGGACCCUCUUAUCCAGCCUUCAGCCUGAGGAUCAUAGGAGUCAGUUUGGGCGAUCCGAUAGUUUUUAAUUUCCAUACUCUCCAACAGAGAGUUCUGUUUUAUGUUGGUUGUUCUUAAAGCGAUCUGCAUGGACCAUAAGAAUGCUGCUUGAAGGCCAAAUGGAAUAUGUCCUAAUUAUUUAGUGCUUUAUGGAACUGGGAGGGGAUGAAAUGUGUCUCUCCAUCAAGUCCAUUCAGCAGCAGUGGGAAAACAAUGUCAGAAGCAGCACAGCUAAACUUUCCAGGGACGUUUUUAAGUGACAAGUGUAAAAAGGGCAUUAAGGCUCAGAGAGUCACCAGGCCACUCAUAAGCUUUUGAUGACAGUGCCAAAUAUGACUAUCUGUUCCAAAUUCCAUUUCAUUCCAGAUCAGCACCCUGUAGAACUUUCCUUUUUCCUUGCUUUUUUCCUGUUUGGGUGUGUGGGUGUGUGUAGGACAGCAUAUGUGUGUCAUUGACUCUUUAUUUCUUUUCCUUUUAUUCCUUUUUAUUUUGAUCCCCCGCCCUUCCCCGGCCCUCCCUCCCCAGGAGGAAAAGGAAGGGCUUAAAAGCCCAAGGAGCUGAGUACCAUCAGCUCCUCUGAAGACUCUUGGGAGAGUGAAGGUGCUAAGAAUCUGGUUAGAAUGUCAUAGGAAUACCUUGCUACUAGGGAUGGACAGGUUUUAUCAGGGUAGUUCAGGUCACUGUACUUACAGCUAUGCCAGUGCUGUACUGUGGGCAAGAGCUGGUUAAGGCAAAUUGGUCUGAAAAGAAAACACGUUACAAAACCAGCAGUGAAGUGCAACCUGAUUUCAGUGACCCGCUGCAAGAUUUCCACAGUGACCUUCAUAGCAGGGAUGGUUCCUGAUCUGCUUUUUGCUGUCCAGCCUUAGGGAUUAAUUCUGUAUUCAUUUGGACUCCAGAUGUUCAUGGACUGUUGAGGGUAUUUGAGGGGUUCAGUGGAAUGCAGAAUGAGGUUCUUCAUGUGCUUAUAGCAGGAAAAUUGCAGAAAUGAAUGUAAGUGUCAUUUAAAAUUAGUCAAAGCUUCAAAAAUCGUUUCUCUGUGUGUGACUCGCUCUUCUGCUUGGAUUGUAACAUUAGCCUUAAAGACUUGUACUUCUCACACGAGAUUGUCUCUGCUUAAAGAGAGUCUGGGAAAUAAAACAGCCUUUGGGAGCACCAAAAAUCUGCACAGGCAGCAAGAAAAAGGAAAAAAGAGGAAGGCAUGCCUGAUGUAAGGCUGCCCUGCUGGCAGUGGUAAAUUCUGUGAGUGUGCACAGUGCCUGAAGGACUGUUUUAUUUUGGGUUAUUACCUGGGGAGCAGAUGGUCUUCUCACCAUGGAAAUGAGAAAUUGUUUUGUUUGUUUGCUUUGGUUUAGCACUGGAGGACAAGAGAAGAAUCCCACCUCAGUCUACGGUGCAAUUUAAGCUGCAAGAUGUUACCAACCAUUAACUUGAAAAAUCCAGAUCAGUGUUCUCUUUCUUAUUACCUUAUUACUGAAAAUCUAGUCAAGGUGUUGGAACAACAAAACUGUCAUCAACUUUUCACAACAACUUCCUGUGCUGUUCUAGCUCCAAAGUUCUAGUAUUUUGGGGGAUGUGUCUUCUCAAGUGUUGAUAAGGCCUCUCCUUGUAGACUACCAGCUGCAAAUUCUAUAGAUAAAAAUAAUUUUUAAAAAAAGCUAAAUCCAUGGCUCUUCUUUAAAUAUGUUGAGCUACUGUUCAACUCUCUGUGUAGGAAACUGGGGGAAAAUAGUCAUGUUUUUCUUUUUAAACCUAUGUUUCAUAACAAAAAUUUUAUUUUGGAUUAUGGAUAUUCCAAACAUAAAGUGGGUACUGUUUCAUAGGAUUACAGGGCAAUGCUAAAGGGUAAUGUGGAGAUUUUGGAGUCUUCUAGUUACUGUUGUGAUAGAAUCUGAAUGUACCUCAUAGCCCAUGUUAUCUUUUCCAUGUUUUCAUUAAAAGUACAGAGAGCACGCUGGUGGAACAUCACUUGAUAAUUCAUUCAGUUUCAUUAGUGCAUUAUGUGUAAUGUGGGGACUCGGUGAGGACGAUUUGAAAGUAAAAUAUUUUCCUUGUUACUUGUUAUGGCAGAAUUUGACUGAGCUGCCUUUCUUAGAGACAAAGAGGUGCCUGUAUGGUUUUUAUUGGGUGCAUCGAGUUUGCGUUUUUUAGUGCUUUAUAGAUCUGUGAAAACAACAGUUGGAAUAUGAUGUGCUAUAAAUGGCACUUCAGCAGGAUGCCAGCAUUUCCUUGAGAGCAGGAGGGAACAAGGAAAGUAGGGGGAAGCUACCUCUUUGUUGGUCAUCUUUUGGUAUUUUUAGCAGUACUUAGGAAUUCACUUCUGAACCUCUCUUACAGCUCUCCAACCCCUUGGUAAUUAUUUGUGCCACAUAUUGGGAAAAUAAUUGGAUUAAAAGUACAAGUGUUUUUUGUAGAAAAACUCUGUCCAGUGUUUCAUGAGUUCUGGCUUGUUUAUGUUGAACCAGUGCCCGGAUAUCUGGAGGUGUUGUAUUCCCGACAUCUGUAGGACUGAACCUGAGACCUUUGCGAGUCCCUUCUGGUGUCUGCAGUCCUGAUGUUUGCUAGGAGAUAGCUUCCAAGGAAUUAGGGGGGCAGGAGAGACCCAGGCUGUGUGUGAUGUGUGGCUGAUAUUGGAGAAAUUGAUAAUUCUGGCUCUGUUCACAUUUACAUUUAGUGAGUAUAACUGGCACACACAGUACAAAGCCAACCACAUUUGAUGAGAAAGUAAUGGCUUCAAGGAUAAACAAUUUUCUAUAACUUCCAGAAAACUGGCAGUUGAGAAAAGGAGAGAAACAAAAAUAAAUGCCUCUUUUGAGAGGCAAAAUCUGUUUUAGUUGUCCUUGGAAACACUGGCCAGUAAUCAGCCUUUUGCCCAGCAGGUCAAAAGGGAUGUGGGAGAACUCUGCAAGUCCUUUGUGGCAGGAGCAGCCAAAAAGACAAAAUCAAGCAGCUGCAAGAGUGGCUGUUACCUGACAUAAAUGUUGGAGUGAAGGCUCUCCAUGCACGUGGAGUGUGGAGCUUGCCUUUUGGAUGUUUCGGAGGAAGGCAGUCCAUGUGUAGGUUCACUGAUAUGAAAUACGCCAUUACAUGGAAGUGCCUAAGAAUUUAUCCGUAUUCAGGAGGGAAGUCAUUGCUUGUGUUGCUAUAUUUUUAGUGAAGUCUUCUGAAAUCUUAAUAUUUGUUAGUGAAAUUCCCUCCUGCAGCACCUCUGUUUCCACUGCCAGUCCUGAAUUUCCCUGAUAGUGUAGGUAAAGCUGCACAAAUCUUCCUGGUUGAAAGUGACUGCAGUUCAUCUUCAAUAAAAACUGGUUAAUGCUGGCCAAAUAAUUUGUUAAUAUUCAUAGUUAUUAAUUUUAUCAUAGAGCUGACAAGAGACAGAAGUGCUGGAAUGUUGCUCUGCCUGGAUAGGAAUCAUUGUUCCAUGUUUGUAAGGAGAAUAAAAUAAAUACCUUUACAAGAAAGGUAUGCACUGAAAUCCCUCUUGAUACAAUCUUUUUGGGGCUAUAUAUGUCCUUGAGGAUAUCAAGACCCAUUUUUGAACUUGUGAUGAAACUAUGUAAAACUCUUUCUGCUUGUUGAUUAGGAAGCCUCUCGGAGCUUUUUCUAGAUCAGACAAGCAAAAGAGAAACCAGCAAAGCAAAGUCCUAGAGAAGGGAGUGGGAGGCGUGCUCAUGAGAGUAAAAACAUCUCUAAUUUUGGCACAGACUUUGUUACAGUGCUAAGAACUCUUUCUCAUGAAUGUUGUGUUUUUAUAUUUUUGCUGGAAUGAUGAUAGCAAGUUUGGUGUGAGGCAGCUACUAAAGUCAAAGGUCUAAGCCUCUGUUACAGCUGAAGUUUUACAGAAUAUGGAAAGAAUGGCUGGGUUUUUUUGCUUGACUACUUUCAUCUUUUUGUUAUUUUCCUCAAAAUUCAUUUUGUUAUCUGGGCAGCUGAGUUAGCACCUCUGUGAGAGCUGAAACUAAGCAAAGCAUCUGCUUUUUGAAACUCAGUGUCCUGAAAUGUGGUAGUUACAGAAAAUUCCUGGGAACAGCUUCAUGAAUGCUAACUUAAUAUUGGGCUCACCCUUGCCUGUAAUUAAGAUGUAAGGGAACUUUUAAUCUAGAAGUGAGGAAAAUGAAGGAGGUGACAGCAAUCUCACCAUUUGCUGCCUCUCUGACUCUUCUUCAGCUUAAUAGAUUAGUAAGUAUUGGAAGAAGUCCAGGUUAUAGGAAGGACAAACUGUGCUUUCCAGCCACUCCCAUUAAAACACAGAUAGAAAAUGGACUAAAGAGCUGCUAUCUUGAAUCAUGGCCUCCUUCAAAAGCUCAUAUGGUGGAUUUUCCAUUAGCUGAUUCUUCCAAGUAAGCAAAAUUCAUUAGGCUUUGUCCAGAAAUGCCUAUUCCCCAUUUAUGUGGUUAUUUGAGGGGUAUUCUGGGCACUGUAGCUGUCCUAGUGUGCAGUGACCUCCUCUUAAUGUGGACUUCUAUUUCUGCCUCAAACCAUCAUCCUAAAGGAUCUCUCUUCCGUGUUCUUAGAGAUGAUCAUUCCCUUUGUGAAUAGAAGUGGGAUUUUAAAAAAUCCAGCCGUAAGGCAGCUAAUAUGUUUUGUUGUUUGAACAAGCUUUUCUUUUAAACUGUUGACAUAUCCACCAAGAGUUGAAAAUAACUCCAGAUAAAAAAUACGGUUUCAGCCAGAGGUUGGUAAUUCCCUUACUGGAGAAAAGAAAGAAGAUAAAAGAAGAUUGUGUUUUCUCAAGGAGGUUGUUGUAAAAUAAUACCUGUUUAUUUGAAUUCCCAUCUUUCAUCUCUUGGAAUCUAUCAUAUGUUUGAGGUUUUUGUAGUUUCUGAACAGAACAAUUAGUAAAAGACUUAGAUUUAUUUUUGUUAAAUAUUAACAAACUUGUUUCCAUAAGUGGAAUGCAAAGAACCAACAGGAGCCAUAACCUCUCCUCCCUGGCUGAUAUUUUUUUGGCAGCAGUGAGAACUUAAACAGCUACUCAUUCCUCCUUGAUUAUUAAUUUUCAUCAGUUUUUAUUGCAGCAAGCUGAGCCCUGGUGUAUUCAGCCUCUUCAGUUUAAUGCAUAUGCUUUAGAAUGAAUUUCACUCUGCUUUUGAGUGUUGUGCUGGGGGAAAAAAAAGUGAUGCUAAUUGAAAGUGCUGGGUUUGGUGCAACCAGGAGAGAGGCGCUGCCGGAUCCAGGUUUCUUCUGGCCAUUCUGAGUUCUCUGCAGGACUGGGAAAAUACUCCAGCUGUGGCUGUGAGACCGAGCUGUGCAGGACAGAACAGGAGCUGGAACUUUUUGCCUGUUGGGAAAGGUUGAUUGUUUCUUGUGGCCACUGCUGUGGCUUUGCCCAGUGCCCACCAAUGCCACCCUGACUGGGCUCAGGACCAGGGGAUGCAGCUCCAUGACCAGCUCAUGAUCCCAGAUAAUUACCCAUGGCAUGACAAGCCCUGUCCUGCUUCACAGUCAGGAGUGCUGGGCUUACUGGAAAUAGUGGUAGUAGUUCAUCCCUUUGGAGACCAACCUGCUUUUAACAGCACUUGAAAUCCCUGGCAAAUCUCAGACAGGCCUAUUAAAGCUGCAUCUUAAAUUAUUGACUGUGUACUCCCUCUGCUGUGGAGGGGGUCAGCUUUCUGCUGAGCUGAAUAUUUAUCGUGUCUGGGACCCUCUAAGGCCAGAAAACCUUUAGCACUCUGACCGUGUGGAAUUUCCUGUUAUUUGAUGUCCUCACCUUCCUAGUAAAAUCUUUCUUUUUCCCUCGCUUUAUCCUGGAUUUAACUCCUGUGAGGGAAUCCAGGGUGAAUUUAAGAAAGCAGUGCCAUUAGUAAUUGUUCUCUACGUUUAUGAAUAAGAUAGUGUUCAACAAAACACUGGAGUACAUUUGAAUAGUUCCUUCUGAUUUCUAAUUGUAUAUUCAAUUAAUUGUUUCAGUCAGAUGGGACCCAUAGCAGAGAUGAGUUGUGUAAUUUUCUGUUCAUUGGAAGGAAACAAUUACAGAAUUGCAUUACAUUUCAAGCUGAAUUCUUGUCAACAACUUAAGGAGUCUUCCUUCUUCAGGAAGCUUUGUUAUUCCAUGAUUAUCUUGAUAGUAAAUGAAAGUUCUUCACUGAAAAUAAAUGCAUAAUCUGAGACACUAAUUCGAGUUUCUACUCAGAUAUCUCCAACAAAGAUUUUUGUCUUCUGCAAAAUUGCCAUAAUCACAGCUUUUUUUUUUCUUUCUUCUGUGCAUGCGUUUUUAUAGGAAAUGCUUGGAAUUUUUUUUAUAAACCCUCCAUGGGCUGAAAAUAAACACUCCUUUUUCAGGAAUGCAAGUUUCUUUUUGGGUAUCCAUCAUAUGCAGAGUAAAACUGCCAGAAGAUGCCCAGUUUUCAGGAAAAUACUGGUUUGUAGUGUCUGGCGGGUCUCCUUUGAGCAUGUGAGUUGGCUGCUGCCUCUUGAGCUGUAGGAAGAAAAAGUCAAUACCAUUAAAAAAAAAAUCUAUAUAAUUUUCAGGCAGGAUUUAGAGUUUGGGCAGAGUGUGCUGCACUGACAGAAAAAAAAAAAAAAGAAAGGUAUUUUAGCCACAGGUCUGCCUGCUUGACAUCUCCCACUGAGUGUUGUGUCUUCGUUCUGUAAGGACCAUUCAAGGACUGAUUGUACAGAUCAACCAUGUGUUGACUGGUUUUUAAAGGCCUGGACUUUGUACUGAAAACUACAAGGAGCAUGGAAAUGUCUGGAAAUCAUGUCCUUUAGUGUAUUAUAAUUUGGUCACUAAGUGGUUUGUCCUGUUACAGAACACACACAUAAAAAUCAUUUUAUCUGAGUAUCCAAAAAUCAUCUUAUCUGAGUAUGAGACUUGCAUACAGGAGGAGGUCACUGGAAGGUGACUCCCUGAUGCUACAGAGUGCAAAAACCACUCUGGAUUUAUUUCUAUCAAUAAUGAAAUCCCCAUUGAGGUAAUAUUGGAUUAGGUCAGCUUUCAGUGCUCUUGAAACUCCCACUCCAUAAGCACUUCCAAUAAUUGUUCCAUUUAAAGGCAGAAACAGGAGAUUUUUUUUUCAUGCAUGUCACUUUUCAUUGAAAAUUGAACAAAAAGUCAAUCAGAGCUCUUACCCUUUUCUGGGUAAGAGUCUCUGUAAGUAAGUCUCUGGACACUCCCUAAGUAAUAAAUAGGCAGACAGUUAUGUAAAUAUAAACAAAACAACCUGAAGUUUAUAGCUCAGAUGCUGGUUAGUAUCUUGAAGAAUUGCUUUCAAAUCAUUUAGAGGCAAAAAAUUGCAAACAUUUCACAUGUGAAAAAUAUCUCCUAUUUUUUUUUCUCCUAAAAUGCACUAAUAACUAAAAAAAGCAUGUUAAAAAAAACCCAUGUUAAAAGAUAUGUGAAUUUUCCCUGGUUUCCAGUUUAUUCUGCACUUCUAGCUUUGUAUUCAAGUCCAUACUUCUUCAAAGCUUCCACUUCUAAACUGGAAUUCUUCUUUUCUGAUAGUGUUUGCAAGGAAGAAAUCCUUCUUUCUUCUCUCUUGUUUUUUUUAAUGACUGUUUAUAUCUAAGGUAUUAUUCCAAUCUCAAAUGCUGGUUUUCUUUAAAAAGUUGGUCUUACACUUUUUUUCUGUGUAGUGCACAGUAUUUUCAUUUCAUAACAGUACUUAUGUUUUCAGUGAUGAAAUCUCAACUAAUUCAGUUAAAAACAAUUUCUCCUUAAUAAGGGCCUGUAACUGCCGUGGUGAUGCUGAGGACUAAAGAACCUAGAAAGAAGACAACACUCUUUUGAGAUAAUGUUAGUAUAGGAGGUAAUAUAAAGGCUGAUCUUUAUUGGAGGCCUCUAGGGGCAGACAUGGAAAAUAAUCCACAAAAUGCUCGCCCCCACAGGGGGUGAAUACAGUUUUAUAAGUUUAGCAAAUUAGCAUAAUGGACAAAAAUCACCAAUUAGAGGCAUAAGCGGUGAGGCAAUUUCCCCUAGUUCAACCUUCUUUGAAUCCUGCCACCCCCCACCCCUUAGAUGGAAACCAAACUUUGUUUAUGAAAGCACAUCUCGAAGAACUGAUCUCAACCUUGGUUCCUAGACAGAGCUGAGAUAGGAUAGGGGCCUUGGAAUGUGUUUUGUCUUUCUGCCUGUUUUUCUGCAGGGACAAGUACUGGAGAAACUAGCUAGAAUACAACAAUAGGCUACAGAACUACAAAUAUGUGUGAAGAAUACAGAGAAUAUAUAUGAAAGGAAAAAGGCAAAAAUCAAUUUGGCAUAAUUUCGCCCCAUUUCUAGAAACUAACAAGACUCUACCUUGUCUAGUCUCUACUCCAUAUUUAGCCACACCACUGUAUCCUACAGCCAGCUAUUACUUACAGAACAACUACAGAUGUAAGUAAUAUUAACAGUUCCUUUUGUCCAGAUCCAGUUCUGUAACCAUAAGGUGAGACUGUCAAAGAUAUAUUCAAAGUUCAAUGGGUCUUUUGAAGGCUACCUGAUGUAGAAUUUGAGUUUACUUUCAAGUUUCAACCAAAUCCUUAAUAAUUCUUUCACUCUCAUCUACAUAGGAACAACAAGUAGUGUUAAUGAUUUUGCAGCUAGUAGGAAAUUGAGUGUCAUUCUGCUUUGUAAAACUGUACCAGACAAAUUAUGGGCUUCUUCUUGUAAGGCCGAAAUUGCAUCAGAAAUUUGCUUUUCAGUAUGUUCAAUAAUCCUUACUGUGAUCAAAUACUAAGUUUGGAAUUACAGCCCCACGGCACAGGCCCAAUCUUUAUCUAGCAAAACUUACCAGACCUUAUUUUCACAAGUUGUUCUUAUGAAGAGCUUUUGGAUACAUUUUGGACUAAAACCACGUGCAAAUUUUGGGACCAAAUCUGCACCACAGUUACCAGCUGUGCAGAUAACAGGCACGAAAGAACCAUUUAAAUCCCAUAAUACUGAUUUCUAUCAAUCUCUGUUUCCAGUUGUUUCAGGAGAGAGGUCUCUUAAAUUUGGAGCAGUGAAUUCAAGUUUCCCUGCCAGCAACCCUGGCUUGAGUGAGAGUAGUCAGGACUUCGAAUGGUCCUCUCCACUUUAUUUGCAAGGGUAACUGUCCCACCAUUUAACACAGACCCAGUCUCCAGACUGGAACAGAUGGGCAGGUGUGUCCAGUCCUGUUGGUCUGACUAACAUGAUGAAUCUCUGAACCUUCUGCAAAAUGGAACUUAAAGCUAAUCCUAACCCCUAACCCUAACCCCAAAUCAUCAAUAUAAUUUUUUAUUUUACUUUUAUGGCUCAUGGAAGUUACAAGGGCUUCUAAACUUUUCUGUUUCUUACACAUACCAGACACUUUGCUUUAACCUGCGUUAAUGCUGUUUUCAUCUGGCCAUUUCUGGAAGCUCCAGAGAAAAGCAAGAAAACAAAGACACCAAGGAAAUGAAAGGUGCCUUGCUGUGAUGUUUUUCAAGAGCAGUGCAUUAUUCUGUUAAUGAACUGUGAAAUGUAGCAUGUGGAUGAUGAUGAAUGUAAAAACAUGCAUGUGUUUUUAUUUGAAUGUUGUGUCCCUGAGAGGGAUUAUUAGUGUGAGCUCUGUAGUGUAAAAAUACUGAAAAGGGAAGAGAAAUGGAAAAAAGAUACUUCUAGCAGGUUUUGCAGUGAACCACAUCCCCUUUUGACUAUUUUUCCUUCUCAGACUUGGAUUUCGUAACAUGGCCCUUACGAUUAGGCUAGUAAUAAACAAACUGCUGUGUUCCUGAAGUCAAAUCUGCUUCUUUCCAGCACUGUAAGGGACAACCUGUUUGUAUUUCCAGCAUAUCUGAUUUAUUCCCAGGCAUAGGCUCACAGGGCUGCACCGGCUGGGAGAUCAGUCAGGCUCACUGGUGAUGCCAUGCCAUGUGUUUCCUGCCCACAUCCUGCGUCCAAUAAUCUGUGCCUGUGCCAGGAGACAAGUGACUGUGGUUUGUUACAUUUUGCUGCUAUGGCUAGAAGCUAAAGUGCAAAUUGAAACUGUGAAUUCCCUCCCAUUUCUUGUAGGCACAGAGCAGGAAUGGGCUGGGCAAAGGUUUUUCAAAAUCGUUAAUUUUGCAUUUACCUCACUGGGUAUUUACAAGAAGUCACUGAUUUCCCAGGGCACCAAUAAUUGUUCGAGUUGCAGCCAUGGUGAAUAUCUGCCCAGCCAGGGGACCAGAGAAUGUAACUGGGGUUAUCCCAACUCCCUGGUGUUAUCAGAAGGCUCUUUAGGGACUGGACACAGUUGCCGUUUUUGCUCUCUCACACAAUAUUCCCAAAGGAGCCAUGUGAUGUCGGAUGUCAGUGUGAGUUGUUAAAUUCUAGUACUUUUAUUUGCAUUCCUUCUUCUCUUGCCCUGUUUACUGAAAAAAAAUGUGAUGGUAAUGUGGUAGUUUGAUGUCAUGAGGUGAUUUAAAAGUAGAUAAGCAAAUGACUAUGCCUCUGAGAUUGUAUAAUUCCAUGAAUUUGUUUUACCUCCAGUGCCCAGCAUGUAAUAUUUAUUGUCUCAUUUCUAAUGUGUGUAAGUUUUACAGGCUGGAUACUGUGCCCAAAUGACAGAAGCACUUGAGUGAACAUCUCAAAUAAUUGUUUUUUUGGCACACUCAGGGGCAAAGGUACUUAUGUGGAGUGUGUUAAGCAUCCCAAAGUGUGGUAUUGUUCUGAGUCUUGUGAUUAGGGCUUCGAUCUAAUUCACUCUCCAAUGUAGCAAAUGUUUGCUGUCAGCCAACACUAUUACAAGGACAAAGGGAAUCUCUUUUUUGCCCUGCAAUAAUGUAUUUUCUAUGAUUACGUCAGUAGAAUUUGUUCAUUUCUCAAGUACUGUGCAGUGCUUUUCUGAAGAAUGUCCCUUUUUCUGGUUGUUUCAUGGUGACUGUACCCCAAAAUGUCUAGAUGUCUCUCAAUAGCAAAAUUUGCUUUGUUAUUGAAUGUAUUAUUUAUUAACAGUAUCUUGUCUUUUUCUAGUUGCAUUUUACAAAAUGUGCCACAAGCAUCUUAUGUGAUUUUUAUAAGGAAAGUCAUAUUUAUAAUGUUUGUGCAAGUGGAUGGAAACAAAUAAUGAUUUUAUAGUAGCCCAUGCCUUUUUUCAUAGCUGCAGAGUCUUAAUGAGCAUGAUCAGAAGGGACAGGCUCAUUGUUUCCUUUAAUUUUAAUGAAGUUUUUCAAAGUAAACUAUUAUGUUAGUCAUUAUUUGAAAUUAUUUAUCUUAAAAAAUAAAUAUUGCCAUUUUAAGAAAUGAAAAGAGUA